Spinacia oleracea (spinach) is the source of this 1260-nucleotide messenger RNA. RefSeq lists its product as uncharacterized. The record is from RefSeq and is a predicted model, not a curated record. Bases 1 to 1260 code for a protein of 419 amino acids. Gene Ontology annotation, biological process: protein retention in Golgi apparatus; protein targeting to vacuole. The transcript is spliced from 8 exons. Gene Ontology annotation, molecular function: ATP binding; ATP hydrolysis activity. NCBI's taxonomy places the organism in Eukaryota, Viridiplantae, Streptophyta, Magnoliopsida, Caryophyllales, Amaranthaceae.
AUGGCCACACAUAAGGCACACUGCAACAAACUAAUCUGCACAGAACUGCACAGAACAGACUGCACACACUGCACAACUAAUCUGCACAUGGUCACUCUAGAUGAGGCUCUGAAGACAGCGUAUCAGGCUGUUUUGUCAGCCACUAGUGCUGUUUCUAUUCUUGUGUCUGACACAUACAAAAAACACAUUCAUUCUUUACAUGAUAACGUGACACAAAUUACCAUUGGUGAAGUUCUAAAAACUUCAGAAAUUCAUAUUUUGGUAAAUGUAUCAGUUUACUCGACUCAAGCUUGGUAUGAAAUGUGUGUGGAUUAUGAUUGUAUUGGACCAUUGGUGUUUAAUGUUUAUGCUUCAUGGACAUCGUCUUAUGAAGACACCUCUCUUAUAGGUCUAUUUUUUUCUAACCCUGUGAUCUGUGUCCUAGGGUUGGAUCUGGUUCAAGGUCCUCUUCUUAAAGGUGAGAAAGUGGGUGACUUAGGUGAUGUUGUCCGAGAAGGAGGUGGAGCACUUGCAAAAAUCCUAUUCAGAGGAGUAACAGGAAUGUUCACAAAGCCUCUUGAGGGUGCAAAAUCAUCUGGUGUUGAGGGUUUUGUUCAGGGUGUUGGAAAAGGAUUAAUAGGUGUUGCUGCUCAACCAGUAAGUGGAGUGCUGGAUCUUUUGUCAAAAACUACUGAGGGUGCCAAUGCAAUGAGAAUGAAGAUACAGGCUGCUCUAACUUCUGAAGAACAACUCCUACGGAGGAGAAUGCCGCGUGUAGUUAGUGGUGAUAACCUGCUUCGACCUUAUGAUGAGUAUAAAGCACAAGGACAGGCACUUGAUAAAUCGCAACUUGGAGCCCUUCUUCGUCAAAGAGGCGAAAAGCUUGAUUCACCAGUGCUUGAAAAUGGGGAAAAUUGGAGUGUGGGACAACGACAACUUGUUUCAUUGGGCCGUGCUUUGCUUAAGCAGGCAAGAAUACUUGUUCUUGAUGAAGCCACUGCUUCUGUUGAUACAGCGACAGAUAAUCUUAUCCAGACUCUAAUAAGGGCAGAGUUCAGGGACUGCAUAGUUGUGAUGAUAGCACACAGAAUACCAACAGUUAUGGAUAGUGAUUUUGUGUUGGUCCUCAGUGACGGGGAUUUCAUGAUUAGAAUGCAUGCAUUGUCUUUGAAUCCCCACCGUAUUGGCCUAAGAAGACAAAUUCCCAUGUACUCCCCUCCCCAAACAGAGGCUUUUGCUUUGAUUUUUCCAACCGUCUGCUUCAAUGCUCAUGAUUCGUGA